CGCGGGUGUUUCAUGCUUUUUGCAGAGUUUUUUUUAUCUGCUAAUUCAGAAGGGCCGCUUUGCUCGGCAAGCGAUGGUUAGAGAAAAGCCAGGAAAUCCGGUGAAGAUGGGACCUCUUUGAUCCUGUAGUUGUGAAGCAAAUCUUUUUCAUUCGUGGUUGAGCGUUGAGGGUGAUGGUUUAGGUCUAGACUCUGUUUCCUGGAGACCUUUGAUGGUCAGGUUGCUUUCUUUUAACAAAAAGGAUCUUACGGUCCGAUUUGAUCAUGGUUAAACCAAAGCCACUGUUGUUGAAGUUGUUAAAGUUAGCUGGUGCAGAAAAGGACACUUUUACUAUGAAGGAGGUAAUAUUCUAUCUUGGACAAUAUAUUAUGUCUAAACAAUUAUAUGAUGAAAAACAGCAACAUAUUGUACACUGUGCAAAUGAUCUCCUGGGGGAUUUAUUUGGAGUAGCAAGCUUUUCAGUAAAAGAACACAGGCGACUGUAUUCCAUGAUUUCCAGAAAUCUGGUAGCAAUCAACCAACAAGACUCUACACUUGCUGACCCACCUGAGGAGGAUGCCAGAUUUCAGCUUGGAGAAGAAAAUGUUCUGAAGGAAUCCAUGCAAGAGUUGGAAGAGAAGCAGACUUCAUCAAACGUGACUUCCCGACCAACUACAUCUUCUAGGAGGAGACAACACAGUGAAUCUGAAGAAAACUCUUCAGAUGACCUGCAUAGCGACAGAAGAAAGCGACACAAGUCAGACAGCAUUUCGUUGACGUUUGAUGAAAGUCUCUCAUGGUGCGUAGUCAGCGGUCUGUGCCGUGAAAGAAGCAAUAGCAGUGAUUCAACAGAUUCUCUUUCCAUUCCUGAUCUUGAUGCCAGUUCACUAAGUGAAAACUCUGAUUGGUUUGACCACAGUUCUGUUUCAGACCAGUUUAGUGUAGAAUUUGAAGUUGAGUCUAUUUAUUCAGAAGAUUAUAGCCAUAAUGAAGAAGGACAGGAGCUUACAGAUGAAGAUGAUGAGGUGUAUCAGCUAACUAUUUACCAGGAUGAAGACAGUGAUGCUGACUCAUUUGAUGAAGAUCCAGAGAUUUCUCUAGCUGAUUACUGGAAGUGUCUGGAAUGUAACGAAAUGAAUCCUCCGUUACCACGACAUUGCCACAGAUGCUGGGCCCUUCGGGAGGACUGGCUUCCAGAUGAAAAGAGUGAGAAAUCAGUAAAGAGCAAGUUAGAAAGCUCCCUCCCCCUGGAGUCCGAAGAAGGUUUUGAUGUUCCUGACUGCAAGAAAGUGAAAAUGACUGAAGAUAAAGAACCAGCUGCAGAGGAGAACGAGGAGAAAGCAGUACAAACUUCCGAGUCCCAGGAAAGCGAAGAUUAUUCUCAGCCAUCGACAUCGAGCAGCAUGUUCUGUAGCAGUCAGGAGGACUAUAAGGAGCCCGAGAAGAGAGAAAUGCAAGACAAAGAGGAAGGCGUGGAAUCCAGUCUACCCGUUACCAGCAUAGAGCCCUGUGUCAUAUGUCAGAGCAGACCUAAAAAUGGCUGCAUAGUGCAUGGCAAAACGGGACACCUCAUGUCGUGCUUUACGUGCGCAAGAAAGCUUAAGAAGAGGAACAAACCCUGCCCGGUGUGCCGGCAGCCCAUACAAAUGAUCGUACUAACUUAUUUUAGCUAGGUGGGUGGUGACUGGAAAGCAGUGGAUGGAACUUCAUAAACUGGUUAAGAGAAUAAGAAACUAUUUUUGUAUGCUUAUUGGGGAAACUAAUAUUUUGGCUCUCUCUGCGAUUGGUAUGAGAAGUAAUUGCUGAAGUAAAUGCACUGGAGUUGUUAAGAGGUUAGCCUAAUAUUCCUAAGUCAGCUCAAAGGUUUUAAGUCCCGCUCAAUAGGACUAACCAAUUCUGGCAAACUGCCUGCCUUUCCAAGUGUUUCGCGUUCCAUACAAGCUAGUACCGUUGGCUUUGCUGGACUAAAUACAUUAAAAACCUGAAUUCAGUGAUUACGAAAGACAUGCUGAAGAGCUCCUCAAUGUGAGUUCCUCCUCUUAAAAAGAUGCUCCAGAUUCCAGUAUCUGUUGCCUGGUGAAGACACCAGGCUCAGUCGGAACCCUCUGAAUAAGUCAAUAAAAUAAAUAACUAGAAUCUUGUCUCCCUCAUUCCCAAAACUUAAAUUCCUCCAAGUAACCAAAUGAUGGGGGAGAUCUUACCUGGAAGUGGGGGAAGAUGCAAUAGAAAAUCAUGUAAGGUUUUGGAAAUAUAAAGGGGUACUGCCUGUCUCUGAUUUUUGUAGUGUGUGUAGCAAACUGCAGGGCUGUGUGCGUCCUGCCUGAGAGGUCGCUGAUCCAAGUUCAGUCUUAGGGUUGUCUCUGAAACAUCCUGAGAAACCGGCUUUUAAAAUGCUUUGUGGGUUUGGAGGUCUGUACUGUCCUGGCGGUUGUUUUCAGCAGUGCGAGAAAGGGCUGGAAGGGGCCAGGUAAAUGAAGGAGAUGCCAUGUAAUGUCGAGUCAGGCCGUAUUAGGGGACAUUCUUACUCUUUUUCUACACUCAUUUUUGGUUUCAGCGGUGUAGCAUGCUGCUUGAUCACUACAUUCACUUGAAUAAAAAUAGUAAGGCAAAAAAAGUCCACCUUCAUCUGCAGAAACAAAUACACUGUGCCGUUCUAGUUCACAAAGGCGUUCUUUAAAUUCUGUAGUCUUUCCAACUUAAGCUGGUUUUUAUCCGUAUCACAAGAAUUCUGAAAAAUCUGUUGCAAGGUGUUUGGCCAACUGGAAACUGGUCUCGUUGGGCCUGUCCUUUACUGCUUUUAGCCCUGGUCUCCUCGCUGUGCUUUGCCAAAAACUGUGUGCAACUUACCAGUGCCUUUAUUAAGGCGUCUGUGCAGUGACUCAGUUCUAUGGUGCCUUCAGAGUAGGUAACACGAGUAUAUCUCCACAAGUUGAGGUACCUUCAGGGCGUAGUUAGACUGCUUGUCUGAGCUGUUUUUCAGAUGGAGAGUUUCUGUACUAGCGAGGUGUUUAUUUCUUUGGAAAACUAGGUUACAAGAGGAAUUGUACGUUUUUAGCACCUUUUAGUUUUACAGGUAGUUGCUGAUAGUCUGCCCCAUAGGGAGUAGCAAAUAGGUCGUUUCGGCAUGGGGGAGCACCAAGAAGGGAGACGUAGCCUAAAUGCAGGAAUUGUGCUGCAUGACCGUCCCGCAGGCCGCAGCUAAACGUCUCGCUUCGCCACCGGUGUGGAACCGCUGAUGCCUGUGUGGUAGCACAGACUUAUCCUGCUGUAAUUGCCUUCAUGUCAGAGCUGAAAUAGUUACUGUAGUAUAAAGUGGCUGUAAACCAGGGCUGCAAAGGCCGGGAUACAGGGAGGUGCCUUGGAAAAGGGCAUAAAGCUGUACGGGAGAGGCUCAGCAACGCCUUGGCUGUUACUCGCCUGCAGAGAAAUACCUUCAUAGGUUAAGAGUGAAUUACCAGGUUCAGUCAUGAUGUGUUCAUACAUUUGAGCUGAUUUUUGAAAAGUACUACUAAAAGAUACUGACAUCCCUGAGGUUUUACCAUAACUUACUUUAACCAGACAAAAUGUAAAACCCAGUUGUGUAUCUUUCUUCAAAUUCUUAGAUGCAACAGCAGGUAGCUGGAAGCUCCUUGAAGGUCUGUGGUCAGCCGUAACCUUUCGUGGGGUUUUAUAACCCUUCAGACCAAGAUGGAAGUCCUGUGGGGCAGAUACAUACACUUUUCAAGCAGGGAUGCUUCUAAAAGCCAGUUACCUGCCUUAAUCUACAAUGCUUCUUUUUCUUAAGUUUUGAUUUUUCAGCGCAAUAAUCUCUUUGCAGUCACAGAGAUAGCGGUGUAGCUGCAGUCGGUGGGGGAGCCGCUGCUCCUACCUGGUUCCUGCUGGGACGGAUUGUACCAUCCCGCUCUUGGUGUUCUCAUCCGCUCCCCUUUGGCAAUCUCUAUAUUUAAAAACAAAACCAAAAAAAUAUUCCACUCUCAAAAAGGCGCAUGUGGUCAGAGCGAUGGCCCUUGCUGUUCGCAGCCACUCAGCUUUGGGAUUUUUCUUCAAAAAACCCGAUUUUGUCUCUUAUUAAUGUUUUAUGCUUUGGCAAAAGAUGAAGUGAGAGCAGAGAGAGUAAUGAAUUUUCCCUUUUAUGAUCUAAAGUUUUACUUCCCUGGCAUGCCUUCUGUUGGGGAGGGCAGCCUUGGGAAGUACAUGGUGCUGAGGAAAUGGAGAGGUUUGAUUUCUGCAGCUGUGGCCAAACUCCUGUGUCAGAGCCUUUUUUUUUUUUUUUUUUUAAUUCUACUGGUCUGAGUUUUAAUAUUACUCUUAAUUUCUAGUAAAACCAUAGGGCGUUAUGUUUGUGGGGUUUUUUUGCCCCAAGGCACGCCUUACGGAUAAGGGAGGGAUGAGUAUCGGUGUCCAUCCCAGCUCCUAUGGGAGGCGCUGGCAGGCCAGUGCGCGCGUGGGGUUUGGUGGGUGCCUCUGUGGUGUCGCGGCCCCGGCACUGGGUCCCCAAGGCUGAAGCUUGGGUCUGCCCCUGCGCCGUCCCCCCGACCCACGCUCCUUGUGCGCGCGUGAGCGUUGCCAGCCCUGUGCUUAUCAUCCUGUUCCCUCUGGCCUGUAAAUAUGUUUCUGGCCUUGGGCAGCAGCACAGAAGUCAGCAAAACUUUUAGAGCAGAAGUUGACAAUUGGUCUUACUUGAUGAGCUCUUUGAGAUCCUUAUUUAAUAGCAUACGCGUUUUAAUCUUUAAUUUAUUGCAGUUUGUAAAUAUUCUUGUGCUUACAGUGAGUGUCUUGAGCUUUAAUUUAUUGAAUUAGUCUGUAGGUACGUGCGUAGAUAGGUGAAUGUGCAUACUUGGAAAAUCACAGCUGCAAAAAGAUUUAAGAAAUUGUAGCAUUAAAAUGAAGAUGAAUAUUCAGGUUACUUUCAGACAAGGGGCACAGGAAGAUUUAUGGCUUUGUUCCUUUUUUCCUUCCCUUAAAAUAACUUCUGCAUUGAACCUGAACGACACUCAUUAAAUAGAGGUGGAGGCUGACGCAGCGUCAGCGGAGUGAAAGCGUUUUGCUGGUGUUUGAUUUCCUUUGGAAUGCUUUGGCACCUCCGAGAACAGCCAAGUGGCUGCUCCGGGGAGCUGGUGGGCGGGAGGUGAUGGUCUGGAAGAUGCAGGGAGGUGGUGAGGGGUUUCAGAGUUAACUUGCAAUGGAUGGUAAUGGCUUUUGCCUUUGAACAUGCAACCAAGGAAGCCAUGGGGAUGAGGGCCAGACGCGGACAAAGUGUGACGGUGCACAUUUUCAAGAAUUGUCUUGGCCUGUUCCUUCGCGCACUUCAGGCAGACAAUAGUUUCCUAGAAAUGCUACAAGAACUCACCUGGUCAUCUUCACAAAGUACAGUAAACCUACUUAAUAUGAUUUUUUUUUUUCACUAUGUGUUGCUAUUUAUCAGUAUUGAAAUUCAACUCUUGACCCAAGGAGGCAAAGAGCAAAGUGAAAUGCUCGAGGCAGGUGGUGAAUGGGCUUUGUUUCAGUGUCUGUGACGUUUCUGAAAAAGGCUAGAAGCGGUGGGUAUUAAAAUACUUGAUAUAUUUUAAUACUUUUAAUACUGUAUCUUUGUGUAAGAUUUAUUAGUUAUGAAGCCUGCUGCUGUUAUCCUUCAAAAAACUUGCACAGCUGAAACAGAAGUAACUGGAUUGCUGAUAAUGUUGAACUCUUAUGCCGCAAAGGUUAGGCUUUUUGUUGAGCAGCACCCCUGGAACGUUCGUUGUUGGCAUUGCUAACGGGCGCGCUGGAGGAAGCACGUGCCGAUGCCGUACGGUGCAGGAGGCUGCUGGUGGGUUGAUUCAGAAAGGGUGAAAGUGCUGCAAAGGUUUAAUUGAUGAGAAGCGUUGCCUUUGUUCUAACAGUGUGGUCCAACUUUCUCGCCGAGUUCUGUUGGGUGUACAUUUGUUUAAAUGUCGCUGCCUCUGAAAGGUCUGUCUUGGUGCGAAGCCACGUGCAAGGCUUCAGGCGGGUUUUUCCCCUAAAAAAGAGUAACAUGAGGAAAAAACAAUUCCUCGUUCUUACAGAAAGUGUCAACAAGGAUAAUUGUUUCUAAAAACUGUUCUGACAAAAGAGAGAUGAAAAUGAUUAGAAGCGUCUUGAAACUGAAUAAAGCGAAAUGAAUAAAUAGGUUUAAUAUAGGGGUGAAGAAAUUCCCUGUCUUAAUCUAAAGCCGCUAUUGCGUUAGGGCGUAACUUUAGAAGUAGGGUUUAUAAUUCUAAAGCAGUUAAUUCAGGCAGCAUGUUAACCUGCCCCACGCGUGGUGGGGCAGCAGCCAUUCCAGGAAGGUGCAACAUCUCGUUGUGCAAUGCUUGGCCUACAAAGGGGCAUUUGCAGGUGUGGCGCUUCCCUGCAGGGAAGAGCUUUGAGCACUUGCAGAGGGCUCGUGGACGGGCAGCGUUAAUACCAGGCCUGAGCUCAGGACUGGUGGAUGGGCAACGUUUGUGUCAGGCCUGAGCUCUGUCGGCCACUCUUCAUUACUGAUGGUGCCGGCGGGCUUUGACUGUGCGUAGGGUGACCUGUGCUGCACGCCCCGUGUUGUCGUACCUCCAGCCUGCGUAGGCCAGCACCCUCCUGGCCGUCAGGCCUGUCUGCGCCGGGGGUUACCUGCCCGACUCACCCGACUUUUCCAGCGUGUCCGUACCGGAGUCAGCAUCUUGUCUUGGGUUACUUCUUGUUUAAAGGUUGCACAAGCAAUGUAAAGCAAAAAAAUCCCCAGAAACCUGGGCUUAUGGGAUCUUCUAGCAAUGGAUUGCACUUACUGAUCAUGGAAAAUUGUUGCUUUUAACUAAUGUGUGCUGGUUUUGUUUGGUUUGGUUUUUUUUAAGUUUAGCACAGAUGCACUGAAAGCUUCAAGUGAAUGCCUCUCUGUAGUACAUUAUAUAUAUAUAUUCAACAUGUAAAAUUUAUUGGUGAUACAUAAGGUAGUGUCUCCCCUUCUGAGUAGAUGUUGUUUUAACUUAACAGCCUGACUUUUAAAGGACAGCUCGUUUUCAAGCUAAAUAGCCGUCAACACGACAAUUACGUACCUAAAGUACCCCAGAGCUUUUCCAGGAGCAGCCUUACUUUGCUCUGGGACUGCACGUAGUUGGAAGAACUGUUAAGCAGACUGGUUCAUAGGGAAUUCAAACACCUAUGCAAUUUUGCCACUACUCCUUGAUGGACACGCUUUCAGGACCUUGCCAUGGCACGUACCCUUUAGCUAAUCAGCACUCCCCCUGCCACAGCAGGUAACCAUUAAAAGACAGAUGUCUGCUCAAAUUGCACAGAGUAUGGAUCCACUUAUGAUGAGAAUUUUCAUGUGUAUUGAGUUUGUCUUCUGGUGUUAAGUUUUUCCUUUUCUGAGGAAACUAAAUACUAUGUUGCAUUUAAAAAGCUUUAAAUAAAGACUUGUUUAUAUACUC
This is a messenger RNA of Phalacrocorax carbo (great cormorant), 7400 nucleotides long. The record is from RefSeq and is a predicted model, not a curated record. NCBI's taxonomy places the organism in Eukaryota, Metazoa, Chordata, Aves, Suliformes, Phalacrocoracidae.